CACAAACACUUGCGCAUAUACGAAUACACACAAGGAGAAAAGUUCGGCAACUUGAUCUAAGUUGGAUUGUCAAAUGCAUUCCAGGAGGCGAACCAAAUAUUAUUAAGCAGGAUCGGCGGAAAAGAUAAACGGUUUACGCAAACACACACACACGGAGGGACAAACAUAUAUUUAUACAGUUUAUGUAGUUUAUACAUAACACAUACAGUAUAUGCAUAGCUUUUGCCCAUCAUCUGAGCUAAAAUGGAUUCAGAAGAAAAUCUAAUCACAACUGAAACUGUCACAACUGAAGUUGUGGUGAAGACGGAAGAGUCAGAAACGUCAGAAAAUACAACGACGAUUAUCAUUCCACAGCCGGAAGAAAAAACUGUGGUACAGGUAACCACUACGCAAGAGACUGUAACUGUGGAAAAAAAUGUGGAAGUUGAAGAGAAUGAAAAUCUCGAAGAGGAAAUAAAACUAGAAGAGAAAGAGGAUGCUGAAAAGACCGCAAGUGGUACGCAGAAAGCUGAUCUCCAUAUUGUCAUUAACCAAGAACCGACUUCAGCAGAAGUUCAACAGGUUCAGUGCGAUGCGAAACAGGUCUUAGAGACCAUGGUUGCAGAAGGAAUUAAAAAAGAGAACAACCUAGUAAAAGCUAUCCUGGUGACUAUUUUCUGCUGCCUUCCGUUAGGAAUUGUGGCCAUCAUUCAAGCUAACAAGGCGAACACUGAACUCAAGAAUGGAAAUUUAACAGAAGCCGUUAGAAGUAAUGAAUCUGCCAAGAAGUUUAUCAAAUAUGGUCUUAUAAUUGGCUUGCUGUUUUCAAUUAUCAUAAUCAUCGUGAAGGUGGCAAUAUAAAAUGUUUGCUAAUUAGCAACGUCUCAACAGUAACCAUUACUUAUAGCUCUGAUAAAACUACAAUGCUUACUGAUACCAUUGAAUUCAUGUGAUACAACUCACUGUUACCCCAAUAGCAAGAAAUCAACCAACGAAAAUAAAAAAAAAAAAAUAAAAAUCAAACCAAAAAAAAAAAAACACUCCA
Messenger RNA from Octopus sinensis (East Asian common octopus), 1024 nucleotides. RefSeq lists its product as uncharacterized. The record is from RefSeq and is a predicted model, not a curated record. Gene Ontology annotation, cellular component: membrane. The transcript has 5 exons. The coding region runs from base 244 to 840 and encodes 198 amino acids. Lineage: Eukaryota; Metazoa; Mollusca; Cephalopoda; Octopoda; Octopodidae.